Molecule: messenger RNA, 1167 nt
Organism: Bathycoccus prasinos
Lineage: Eukaryota; Viridiplantae; Chlorophyta; Mamiellophyceae; Mamiellales; Bathycoccaceae
Exons: 1
Coding region: 1-1167 (388 amino acids)
Cellular component (GO): Golgi apparatus; endosome; trans-Golgi network
Molecular function (GO): antiporter activity
Source: RefSeq, a predicted model, not a curated record
AUGUCUCAGCAGCCGCGGGAUGAUGAAGAUGAUGAUUCGAUGAAGAACUCGACGACGCCUACUCCUCCUCCUCCUGAAAAGAACAACGAGUCUUCGUUAGAAUCAAAAUACUCCGCGCACAACAGACUCCCUGCUUUACUCUACACCAUCGGAUACCUGACGUUCUCCACAAUCACCGUGGUUUCGAACAAACAUUUAAUCAAAGACGCUGGAUUUGGGAACCCGAUAUUCGUCUCCUCGUGCGGGACGAUGUUCGCGUUCGCGCUCUCGACGAUACUCGUCCACGGAAAAUUCGUGUCUGUUUCAGAACCAAAGAUGACGUUUAAAGAGUGGUUCAAAGUGUGCGUCCCGGUAGGGUUCUUUUCAUCGAUAACCUUAGCGUGUGCGAACAUUGUAUACGUGUACUUAUCGUUAUCGUUCGUACAAAUGUUGAAAGCGUUCGUUCCCGUCGUCACGUAUAUAACGCACGUGUUCGUCGGGACGGAUAAGUACAACUCGGAUUUUACGGUGAGUUUACUCGCCAUGGUUCUCGGUGGGAUGAUGUGCAUGAACGUGAGCGGGAAAGCGACCGUGAUUGGAGUGUGCGUGAUGUUUGGGUCGCACUUCGCGGAAGCCAUUAGAACCGUCGGCGCGCAGUGGCUGUUAGUGAAUAGAAAGUUUGGCGUGAUCGAGAGCAUGUAUUACUUCGCGCCGGCGACGGUGGUGUUUUUUAUACCUUUAGUGGUGUAUUUUGAAGGCAGUUCGUUGCAAGCGCCGGGAAUUUCCUCCAUUGCGAAUAAGUACUGGUAUUUAUUCGUCGUGUCUUCCUCCUGGGGGUGUUUAGUCAACGCGUGCGGCCUCGGCGUGGUGAAGAACAUCGGCGCCGUCUGGUUCAAAGGCAUCAACAAUAUCAAGAACAUCUUGUUACUGUUCUUCGGGAUUUUAGUCUACGGCGACGUGGUCACCGUCUUGCAAGCGUUCGGAUACGCGCUCUCCUUAGCCGGGUUUGGGAGGUACACGUACGUCAAGAAUACGCAAAUGCUUAGCGAGAGUAGUAGUAGCGAGAGUAGUAAAAGCGGCGAACGCAACGACGAGGAGAAUCCGCCUUUAGCAUCAUCAUCACGAACAGAAACGACAAAGACAAAAACAGCGUUUCCGGACGAGAGAGAACCGUUGCUUCAAAAAUAA